AUGUCUGAUGGCGGUUCUGAAAGUCAAGGCGGAUUACGAAAUCCUCCUAAUCGACCUCCCAAGUGUACUUGGACGUUGGGCUCCAGUGCUAAGUCACCGCAUCAUCACGAAGUUCGAAAAAUCAAUAACAAAAUUAGCCAGACAAUAUUAGAAAAUAUCGGCUUUACGCCUAUUGUUAGAUUAAAUAAAAUUGAAAAGAAGUUUGGUUUAAAAUGCAAUCUACUAGCUAAAUGCGAGUUUAUGAAUCCUGGUGGUUCUGUUAAGGAUCGUAUUGCUUUACGUAUGGUAGAAGAAGCAGAGAGAGAAGGAAAAAUUAAACCGGGGUACACGAUAAUAGAACCUACCUCAGGAAAUACCGGCAUUGGUUUAGCCCUCGUUGCGGUUGUUAAAGGCUACCGAUGUAUCAUUACUAUGCCGGAUAAAAUGAGCAUAAAUAAGGAUUCCAUGUUAAAGGCUCUAGGGGCUGAAGUUAUUCGUUGUUCGAGUAAUGUUAGCUUUGAUUCGCCAGAAUCCUUUUUUGGGGUUGCUGAUAAAUUACAGAAAAAAACCGAAAAUGCUAUUAUCUUAAAUCAGUUCGCCAAUCCUAGCAAUUCAUUGGCUCAUUAUGAUAAUAUUGCUGAAGAAUUAUUAAAUCAGUGUGAUGGCAAAAUUGAUGUUUUGGUUGCUGGAGCCGGAACAUGUGGAACUCUUACUGGUAUCGGUCGGAAAUUAAAAGAAAGGAUAAAAGAUGUUAAGAUUAUCGGAGUAGAUCCACUAAGAUCAGUCCCUAGUUCUACAGAAUACAAAGUAGAGGGUAUUGGUAUAAGCUUCAUUCCUACUGUUCUUGACCGAACUAUUGUGGAUCAGUGGCAUAGAUGUAAUGACAAGGAUUCUUUCCAGUGUGCUAGAUAUUUAAUUCAAGAGGAGGGUUUACUGUGUGGCGGUUCUAGUGGCAGUGCCCUCUCAAUAGCACUGCUUCUUGCCAAAGACUUAAGUGAAGAUCAAACUUGCGUAGUCAUUCUUCCAGACUCUAUUCACAAUUAUAUGAGCACAUUCAUCAACGAUGACUGGAUGAUAGAGAAAGGAUUUAUGGAAGAUCCGUCUACAGCGAAUGAUUUGAAGCCCUGGUGGUGGGACUUACCAAUUAGCAGACUCAGUAUCUCCACCCCUUCAGCCAUUACACCUAACGUAACUAUUGGUGAAGUUAUUAGAAUUAUGAAAAGAGAUUUAUGUAAUCAAUUACUGGUUAUUGAUGAAUUAGGUAUUCCAGUCAGUGUUGCAACACGUGAUAGUGUUGUUACUUCAUUAAUAGAAGGGAAAGUUAGUAGUACUGAUCCAAUUUCUGUCAUGGCCAACAAACGAUUUAAUACGAUUUUCUUAGAGAAAACCUUAGGAGAACUAUCACGUAUUUUGAAGUGCGGCCAUUAUGCUUUGGUUGUCUACGAUCAAAAAAAUGAUUGUAAGGAUGUUACGGGGAGACAAUCCACAUAUGGAAUAGUUACAAGCAUAGACCUUGCUGAAUUCUUGGCUUCAUCUGAAAGUGGUUAA
Trichoplax adhaerens is the source of this 1527-nucleotide messenger RNA. RefSeq lists its product as uncharacterized. The coding region runs from base 1 to 1527 and encodes 508 amino acids. The transcript is spliced from 17 exons. Lineage: Eukaryota; Metazoa; Placozoa; Uniplacotomia; Trichoplacea; Trichoplacidae. Gene Ontology annotation, molecular function: cysteine synthase activity; cystathionine beta-synthase activity. The record is from RefSeq and is a predicted model, not a curated record. Gene Ontology annotation, cellular component: cytoplasm.